Molecule: messenger RNA, 3188 nt
Organism: Anopheles funestus (African malaria mosquito)
Lineage: Eukaryota; Metazoa; Arthropoda; Insecta; Diptera; Culicidae
Gene: qsm
Exons: 7
Coding region: 791-2083 (430 amino acids)
Source: RefSeq, a predicted model, not a curated record
GUUUCCUCUCUUCCCAUGACCAAUAUACUUUCGAAACCUGCACCAUUCGCUCUGUCUAGCAGCAUGCUUUGCAACCGCGGUGCGUACAUUUUACGAUCUUCAUUCUCCGCUUCUCGCGAUCGCGAUCGUAAGCCGCGCGAACACACAUUGGCGUCUUUCACGAAAAUCAGUACAGCUUGAGUCGUUACACCGAGAGGCCGUUGCACGUUGCUGUUCCACCGUAAGGUGUGUACCCCAUUCGAUGUGAUUCCGUGUUUGUUAGUGGGUUGCAUAUUGAUGCUGAGAGAGUAAAGUCCAUUCUUCAAAAUAAGUGCAGUGAGUGAAUGCGAAGUAAGCAAACGAAAAUUGCCACCCCGAGGCUGCCGCCUGUAGUACAGUACUCAGUUGUGUCCCCUUUCUAACUGCCCGUUUCGCCGUGUCUGGGUAUCUCCAGUUGUUGGUGCACUUACGUUAAAGGCCUUUAAAUCAGCCCAGUGUCUCAAAGCGUGUCGUUGCAUAACUCAAGCUUGCCCUGCCUAGUUCAGUUAUACGGCUCUUUCAAAGGGUUCGUCACUUGGCCGGGCAUUGAAAUCGUUCGAUCGAGAAUUGGUAGUGUAUACCGACACAGUCGCGGUGCUGGCGUUAUGUUAUGGUGGUGAAGGUGCCGCGUACCGUAUUCGAGUGAACCAGUGCUCGGUUAGUGUCGUGCAUUCGAUUGUGCCCAAAUCCCAAAUUUUGCAACGAAACAGCUCCCAGACUGGUGAUCGACCUAAGUGGCGCAGUGGUAAAAAAUACCACCCUAAACGUCGCGAUGAUGAAGCUAAAGUUGUUGUACGCGCUAGCCUGCAUAGUGCUGACCGUGGCCAGCUGUGAAGCGAAAGCCACCCACAAGGUAACAUGUGCGGACGAAACGAUGCGGGUCGAUGUGGCACUGCCGGCGAAUAAUUUUUCUGGCGAUUCCGUUUAUCUGGAUGGUAUGAAGGGAUAUCCGGAUCCGAAAUGUAAACCAACCAUACGGGAAAAUCUGGCAGUUUUUGAGCUUUCGCUAACCAACAUCUACGAUUGUGGCGUAACGCGUGUGAUCAAUCAAAUUACUGGGAAGAAAGUAUUCUAUCAUCGUAUCAUCGUUGAGGCAGGUCCGGAGACCGGUAAGGAGAUCGUGAGCGUGAAAUGCAUCACCACGGGUCCCAGCUACAAUGUUACACACGGUAUUGUCAAGCGAGAUGUGCUGCCGGCAGGCUUUCAGGAACCAGAGGAUCUCGAAAUAACGACCUCCAUUACGGAGAAUGCCCCAGAACCGUCGCUGGGCAUUGCCAUCCGCCAGGGAGACAAGCUGGUAUCGGGCGACCUUAACGUUAGCCCGGGGGCUCACCUUCAGAUGGAAAUUUUCCUCGACAACCGUUCGGCACCGAUUUACGGCCUGGGCGUAAACUACAUGCUCGUCACCGACACCAAAUACCAGGAGGAAACGAUUAUUUUCAAUGGCUGCUCGGUUGAUCCGUAUCUGUUCGAAAAUUUCAACACCGUCGACGGUGACCUGUUGGCGGCAAAGUUCCGGGCCUUCAAGUUUCCCGAAUCGACGUACGUCCAGUUCCGGGGUACGGUAAACGUUUGCGUCGAUCGGUGCAAGGGUGUGAUCUGCAGCAACGGUCAGACUGCUUUUGGGCGCCGUAAACGUGAGAUUAGCGUGGCACCGGCUGACCCGAACAAGGUGUACGAAGUCACAAUGACCACCUUCAUCAAGGUGAACUACGAUGAAAAUGCGGAUCAAAACACCGUGUCGGAGAUUGAUCAAAAAAUUCGUCAGUUGAAGCUCACCAACCAGAAGCUUGCCCGUAACAGCCGUGCAGGAAAUGUGUUCGAAAGCAUUCACAAUGUGCCAGCACGGACAACGGAUGUGGAACAACCAGAAACUACCAUUCCCUCAAUCGACAACGAAAGUGCUAAGGUCGAGGAAACGAUCGUAUUCCGGGAAGUGAUUACCCGACACGAAGAGGACACCUUCGAGGACGUUAGCAGUGGGUCACGGAGGAAGGAUUUGUCGUGGCAACUCGCCGUACUAUUUGCUCUCUUCUCGAUCGUUCUGGAGAUCGUACGCCAUUGAAAGUUAUCGAUUUCUCACGCGGUGAGCAUGAUCUCUCUCGCACACACCGGAACCAAACUGCUGCAAUCGUUACGGGCCGUGCUCGGCGGGCUGAAGUGGAAGUGUUUCACGCACGUUUCGUCAUUACUUCCAUUUUGGUCGUCGCCGACCGUGGCCACACUCGUUGCACUGGAGACAACAUAUCACGUGAAGGAAAAAAAAGUGAUAUCCCGGACGACUGGUUUUAGAAUCUGGCUUACAAGUUGUAAAUAUUUGAUACAGCGACAGACCACAACGAAAAAAAAAACAAAUUGAGUAGAAACCUCCGCGAAACAAGGAUAACUUGCGGAAUGUUUCAUUUUUUUAGAAGCGCUUUUUCUGGUUUUGUAAUUUUAUAUGAAACGAACAAACUCACUUUUGCUAAUACCGCAAAAUUGAACGAUGAACAAAUUAGAUACUAAUAAGAACGGCUUGAUGAUACUAAUAGCAGCACGCGUAGGCAGAAGUAAAGGUAAGCAAAGAGUUACAAAUUUUUAAUGUGCUCAACAGGAGAACAAUUUCGUUUACUUGCUAUUUGGGAGGUCUAAGGGAAAAAACGGACUAAAUCCAAAUGGCAAUGUAAAAGCGAGCGGACAAUUAAACAGUACAGAAAAAAGUAACGGAAUUCAGAAUUCAGGAAGGAUCAUCGACACGAGAUCAUCGGCAAAGUUGCGCUAAUGCAUACGCAGCUCUAGCCGCAGUAAGAUAAGAUUAUGCUAGUCUAAUUACUGUUUAAUUGCGCGCAAAGAACUGACUGGAGGUGCACAGUGGACGAGCAAGGGCCAGAAUAGGAUCAGGGCCGUUUCGAAUGUUUCACAAAAGCCUUUCGCGAUGGCUACGCUUACAAUAACGGAGAAACAAAGAAAUGAUGUUAGUGAAAUUUAGAAACUCAGCUUAGGGAUAAGCUUUUCAUCGCACAGCUUCAGCGAAAUAAACGACGCAAAUUGAAAAAAAAAACAUUAAUAGAAUUAACAACGAACGAAAGCGACGGUGCCCAAUGGCCGUCCAUUCAACGCCAGCAGCAAUAAUUGUGAAACAUUGUGCGAAAUUAAGUGACUUUAGAAAAUAAAUCUAACCUUAAAACUAA